Messenger RNA from Anopheles funestus (African malaria mosquito), 11415 nucleotides. RefSeq lists its product as uncharacterized. The transcript is spliced from 3 exons. NCBI's taxonomy places the organism in Eukaryota, Metazoa, Arthropoda, Insecta, Diptera, Culicidae. The record is from RefSeq and is a predicted model, not a curated record. The coding region runs from base 863 to 5362 and encodes 1499 amino acids.
GUCGUCCGUACUCUGUUAGCGCGGGUGCGUUUGCGUUUCUCUCCAUCUGCCAGGACGAACGGAGGACGGUGCCGAUUGAUGUCUGUCCCGUUUGCUCCAAUGCGUGCUCUCGGUCCUUGGUUGCCAUGUGUCCGGCGCGCGCUUUCGUGCCAUCGAGCGGUUGUAGAGUUAUACCGGAGGGGCGGGAGAGGGGAGGGUGUGACGCAUGGUCCCCUUUUUGUACAGAGGGGACGGUUGAUGUUGGGUUGCGAACACGGUCGGUCGAGACUGGUUCACCGUCUUGGUUCAGUCUGUAAAAAAGUCGCGUCCGAAGCGGUAGCCUCCGGAACGGCGCGUGUAGCCCGGCUACCCAGGAUCACAACACGCACACGCACACAGACACACACACGAGACCGGGGGGAAUUUUUUUGUUUGGAGUAAAAUAAGCAAACUAAGAAGAAGAAAAGAAAAGAAAAGAAAAAAAACCUCCCUCUGUAAGCAGCAAAUCGUUUCUGCAAGUUUUCAAUGCGCGCGCGAUCCGCUGUGCCCGGACGAUAGACGGACACGAUAGAUGUGACGAAAUGAUUAGUUAGGUGUUUUAUCGUUGGUGAAGUUUACCCUUACCAAACAUGAAUCUAUACCUACUGUAUUAGCAACAAGUCAAGAGCAAAAUAGUAAGUGAAGUAAAAUAAAUAUUGUGAUAAAGAAAAAGUGUGCAACAAAAGGAAGAAAAAAAACGUGGUGUAAAAAUCGACCAUAAUUUCUAUACAACUACCUCACUCUACACAGUAAAACCCUACAUAACAAGUACAAUCCGGAUGUCGUUGGGCGAACUUCAUAGAAGUCAUUGAAAAACCUGCAAACAGAGUGAUCACCAAUCACAAUGGCUGCCUCAGUGUAUGCAACACCACCACCCGAUCUUAGCGGCGAGGAAGCAGUCCUGAGUGAUGCAUCGAAUUCUUCGCAAACGAAUAGCUCUCACAGUUCUACGCUGAAAGCUUCCAAGCGUACACUCUCAUCAUCAUUCCUGAAUGCAGCGACAACUCAAAGCAGCACGCUGACCACGACCUCACAACUUAGCUCCGACUCGCUACCCGAUCUAUCCAAGAAGCGGCGUAAACAAUCGAUGCCGAUUCGAUUUUCUGCCAACGGUACGGCGAUUGAAAUACCAGCGAACGCCGGUUCCGACACAGUAGUCGAUAUUGAUGAACGUUCGCUAGACGGAGCGCGUGAAAAUGUUCAUGAUGACGCGCCGGAAGCGGAUCAGGAGCGAGCAGAAGCCGAUAGCUCACCGAACCCCACCAGUCCAGCGAUGGAAAACGGCGAUGACGAAGGAGCAGCAUUGCUGGAAGAGCAGCAGAACAACUUUCAGAAGAUAUUUCUUUCGAACCUUAGUCAAUUACAGCAAAAACACCUACAGUUGCAGCAGCAGAACAGUGAAGGGUUUCUCGGUUUGGCCAAUACGGGUGCAACGCUGCCCGAAAAUUUUCUGACCUCCAAGCUAAACAGUUUCAUAGCUAUGAGUGGCGCUCGAGCAGACAGAGAAUCGUCCUCACAGGCCAGAAGUGACGAUGAGCAAGAGGUUAACGAAGAACGUCCACAAUCGAUCGCCGACGAACCAGAGCAAAGAAAUAAAAGUCGCGAACAGUCACCUGUCAUCAAAAGUGUUACAUCAAUGGAUGGUAUCCAGAAGUCACGAGAAACCGACCCCGAAGGUAAUACACCACCGCCGCCAACGUCUAACUCUGUGCCGGGAAAUGAAGACAAAAUAGCAGAACAACCCUCAAAUACGACCAGUCCACCAAAGAUAUCCCUCAAGAAAGAACUCUUGAUGGACCCGGAAUGGGAUGGCGAAAUUCGCAGCAACUUUCCCAAAGCGGAUGAUUGGAUAUCAAUUGCCGGACUGUCCUUCCCAUUCCCACCGGAAGCUGCUGCGGCACUGUCCGCUUCAGGCUAUCUUCCCCAGCUGCCACUGCUGGGAGUACCUACGGUGUCUGCAUUUGGCACAUCCGCUGAUGGUAACAGUCGCCCUGGAGUUCCGCCGUUGCGUAUUUUCAACCCGGAAGCGUAUUGCGAUCUGUGCAAUAAGGAGUUUUGCAACAAAUACUUCUUGAAGACGCAUAAGGCGAACAAGCACGGUAUCUAUGAACCGGCACCAGGCAAUGGAAGUUCGGACGUGACGAGUUCUGCCCUGUCCGCCAUGAGCAAUCCCUUCAAUCCGAUUCAUCAGCUAUCACAGGUGUUUCAGAUGCAGCAACAGCAACACUCUGGUGUUCCCAUGUCUAGCGAACAGAUAGAAAAACUCGCUACUCAUCACACGUCUGCUGCCGAUGCUGCCGAACGUAUCCAGUCCCAAGCGAUGCUCCACUCUCAAGCACAAUCCAUUACGGCGAGCCAGCAAAAUCAAUCAAACGCCGGGAAGACGAUGCAACAGUUACCGAUGCGUUCGGCUCUCUCGCCCAAGGUUUCCGUGGUACCAAAUCAAAUACAACCCACCGUUUUUUGUGACAUUUGUUUCAAGAAGUUCAGCAGUCUCAGCGCAAUGCGCAAACAUCGCAGCAAGGCACACGAGCUUUCAAGCAGUAAUCAUCAGCUGCAACAACAGCAACAGCAGCAGCAGCAGCAACAACAACAGCAGCACCAGCAACAACUUCAUCAACAUCAACAACAGCAGCAACAUCAACUUCAGCAGCAAUUACAGCAACAUCUGCAGCAGCAGUAUCAUCAGCAACUGCAGACACAACAGCAGGCGAAGCUCGCUGUCGGCAGACAAGAAGCUUCAGAAUCGGGAUUAGAUACACCCUCGGGUAUUACAGGUGCUGGAGGAUCACUGCAGCUUCCCGACGGUUUCCGGGAGGACUACACGAUCGAGCAGGAGGAUGCCACAUUUACACCGCAACCACGCAAGCUCUCACCACACUCGAUGCAGGCAGCCAAGGAGGCAAACUUUUCAGCUGACAAGCUGCGCCGUCUCGGUGUAGUUAACCCGGAGGCAUUCUGUGAGAUUUGUUGCAAGGAGUACUGUAAUAAAUAUUUCCUGCGUACCCACAAGCUGAAACGGCACGGCAUCCUUCCGACACCGGAUGAGUUGAAGGACGAAGGUCGCCAACCGUGGGCACCGUUCUUACAAACGAGCCCACUGAAUCUGAUCAUGGGUGGUACGGCGGCAGAUGUCAUGAGUGCACAGAUGGCCCUGCAAGCAGCUUCUCCUUCCUCGCUGCGAAAACUAAUGGCGACAGACGAGUUAAGUAGUAGCGAUCCUGUUGCGAUCGAAGGCGCGAAAGGAGUCGAGAUCAAGCGUGAACAGUCACCUCCAGCCAAGAUGGACAAUGGGGGUGCGGAUUCGGAUGAUCAGCAACAGUCGGAUGGUGGAAUAGCGGGCCCUGGCAAUGAGAAUGAUGCUGGUCGUGACGGUGCUAGUGAUGAAGAUGCCGAGGCGAUCAGUGUUGAUCUGCAGAAAUUGCAAUCAAUGAUCAUGCAGCUGAACGAUCUCAACAGUAUCCAGCAGCGUAAAGUGAGUUGUGGUGUGUGUGGCAAGGAUCUGGCUAACCAGUAUCUGCUACAUGCGCAUAUGAUACAAGAACAUGGUGCACUUGGGAUGGACAAUAACAACGGUCCAAAGGGAUCCCGUGCUACGACACCGACGGAUAUGCCCGAGACUUGCAAGCACUGCGAUAAAGAGUUCGCCAACGUGUACAUGCUGAAGCAACAUUUGGUGGAGAUACAUGGAGGAAUGUCGGGUAUGCCAAGUCCCAAGCGCGAAGGUUUCGUCACUCCCGAGCGUCCAACAACGGUACCGUCGGGUGUUGGCAACGGUGGACCAGGCAGUGGAGGUACCAUCCCGAUGCCACCUGGUGCUCCCGGCUAUGGUGAGCGUAAGCCAAGUUACUCGAUGACUCCAACUAGCAGCUAUUGCGAGAUUUGCAACAAGGAGCUGUGCAACAAGUACUUCAUGAAGACGCACAUGCAGCGUAUGCAUGGCAUCGAGAUCGAGAACGGUGCCCAGAUAGGUGGUGUCGUGUGCAACAUAUGCAACAAGGAGCUCUGCAGCAAGUAUUUCUUGCGCGUCCACAAACACAACACACACGGCAUCGUGGAGGAGGGUGCACCACUGCCACAACCACGUCAAAAUGGAUCAUCGGCAAUCGUCGGUGUUAAUGACAUGGGACCAGGUGAGACUGGCGACGGUGGUUCCUUCCCGGGUAGUGAUCUAAAACCAGGCGAAGUUAGCGAUCUUAGCAAUCGCUACUACUCCCACUUCACCGAGGUGUGUCCACUGUGUAGUCGACGAUUCCGUAGUGCAAAGUGGUUACGGGCACAUCUGUUGAGCGAUCACGGGAAGGUAGGCGUCGAGAAGCUAAAGGACAUAGAGCAGAAGCUCGGUUCGAACGUUCCGAAUGGUGGUGGUUUGUUGGGAAAUGGAGCCAAUUCGGGCGGUGGCAGUGGAAACAGCCGGAGCAAAUCAAACAGUCCUUCGCUGAAAGUGCCGAAUGGGUUGAAUGAUGGCAAGUACGGUUCCAAGUCACCAUUUGGAGGAUUAAGCCCAGCUGAGGCAGCCAAAUUUCUUCCGAAAGGUUCUGCUAUUCCCACAUUGUUUGGGACGGAUCAACCUACGUCUCCAAUGGGUGGUUUGAAAGGAUACCAGUGUUCGUACUGCUCGUUUGCAACUCCACUUUUGCCGCUGCUCUUUAUCCAUGAGCGAUCACAUUCCAGCUUGACGAUCGUGCAGCAACAGUUGCUCCAGCAGCAGCAGCAACACCAUCAGCAGGAGGAAGCUCAGGCAGCAGCGGCAGCAGCCGCAGCAGCAGCAGCAGCAGCCAUUGGAACGGCACCGUUCGUUCCGUUGCUCAAAUCCGAAUCGGCCGUCUCGUUGGCGAAAGAUCAAUCCGCUAACCAGCUCAUGCCGGGCACUUCUUCCGAGACACCUUCGUCAACGCCGGCAUCUACACCGGUUCCAUCCUUAUCGCAGGAGGCGCUCAAUCUACACCACCAGACACGAUCGCAGAGUCCUGAACGGGCAGGAUCGCCACGUGAUCCAGAUCCACCAACAGCAAACACGAAACCAACCUCUCCAAAGCCCGCUUCUCCACCGUCGGCAGCGGGAAGUGAACCAACAGCGAUGCUAUCGGAGGUGGCCAACAUUACCCAACGUCCGGCAGUGUACGCGCUGCCCCAACAGGCCGGCCCCCUCAUGAUGCAGUCGUUCCUGAUUGAGGAGUCGCUCAGCGAUGGUGCUGGUGGUCGCACGCGCAAGGACUCAACCGACAAGUCGGAGGGCCCGCUAGGACAGGAUCACAGGUUCGUACCAGCUGUUGUUUUCUUACCCGUUAAAGAGCGUAUCCUAACGCCGAUGACAAUAUCGUUCAAUCUGAGUCCCGCCUAGGGAGAUCUCAGGAUAAACUGGAGCUUCCGAGCCCCGAACCUGCAGACGGGCUCGUCUAGUCAAAUUUUCCGCGAGCGCACAGACUGUGCGUGAUGAAAUGAAAUCAAAAAUGUAUCGCAAAGAAAAUCCGCAAAUACGUACGUAAAAACUUAUCCCCCUUAAAAAAGAAACCAAACCACAACUAAUCUAUUGGCAAAUGUAUGAUUAUGAAUGCUAAUGAAUGUAAAAACGUAAAAUUAAAGUAGAAUUCUUACCAGCAGAAUUACGAUUCCUUGAUGGUAAACUUAUCGUUCGUGAGGAGCAGAGAGCAGAAAGCUGCCAUUUUGUUUCAUUUUGAAAACCACUUGUAGAGAAAUUCACACACAGCUAAAUAAGAGCGGGCAUCAAUUCGUCACGUUUCUACCUCAGGGUAUCAUCCAAUACGGUUUUUGGAUACAAAAAAAAAGAAAGAAAGCUAAAACCAACCUCCUGCACAACUUUGGCCAACUUACCUUUUUGGCUAUUAUUUCAUUUGGAUUAAAGUGCAAGACUGAAUCAAAGCGAGUAAACUACAAACUGCAAAAGAAUAUUUAAAGUCUCUGUGCCAUCUUAUAAAUGUUCGGAAGGAUUCUUUUAACCGUACUGUGUAAAGCUUUUUAAACAAAAACAAAACAAAACGCUCGUUUUUAUCCGACGAUGAUUGCUCUAAACUACUGUAAAUUAAGGUUAAAACGUAGCACUAAAAAUCAUGCAAAACAGUGCAAAUAAUAGGUGGCUUAAAUGGCAAGCGCAGACACCCGAAAGGCAAAGAGAGGCUGAGAGGGCAUGUUCGAAAUCAGCACGCGGCACGUGACAAAGCAAAAGAUGCAAGAGGCUCUAUGUGUCGACUCUAAAAUCCAUGAAAAAUAAGGCAAAAUAAUCAAAAACUAAACCGUAGUGUAGUGCAUUUUUUGGGAGGAAGGUGUAAACUUGCGAAGGGUAGAAUGGAUUGUUCAUUGAGCGAUGAUAAUGGAAAAGGCUAAUCUUCUUCGUGUGAUGUUCUAACAAAGUUCCUAUUAUGAGUAAAACUGAAACAAUGACAAAAUGUUGUAUCUCUUCGGGUAUGAUAGAUUUUUUAGAGGAAACAAAACAAAGGUUCAUACACCGAUGCCGCUGCGUCACACAAAAAGUAACUGGGGAAGAAAAAUGAACGAUCAAACGAAAUGAUGAAUUCAUUUAAAGUUAAACGGAAAAUAGUGCUGAUUUUGAUCAUUUAAAUGCUAUAUAGUGACUGGUUAGUAAUUUAAAGCAGCAAACGCAACCAUUGUAUGUUAGGUUUUAGUUACAAAAUUUAAAUCACUUAUCAUUAUUUAUGUCUCCGUUUGCAUAAAACAAUAGUAAAACCUCAAGAGAAAGACAAGGUGAUUUUCCUUUAAAGAGAAACCAAAAAAUUGAAACCGAUAAACGGCAAAUCAUAAACGUUACCAACUUACUCAGGGUAUUCGAUGGUACAAUUCAACACAGUAGGAAAUGAACACUAAACUAAGGAUAUGCUGUGCACAACACCUUCAUGCGAUGGUAAAUAAGGUAUCAAACUGGUACCUUUACACAGUGAAAACACAAAAAAAAAAAACGCUAAACCGAAAGUUACCACACACACAGUCGAUCCUGAUAAGUACAAGAGAGAUGCUAUUUUAAAGUGAAAAGAAGAAAAAAAAAUCGUUACAACAGAUGCCAUCGCGGAUGUGGAUGGGAAUCCGUUUCCCCAGUUUGAUAUUUUGUAAGCGAACAUUGUAAGCCAAACACAAUGUUUGGCCAAACCCACUUCCUCCUUCAGUACGUAAUAUCGUAAUGUUCAAGAGAUUCAAAUGCUAGUCAAAGAAACAAAAACAAAGAAAAACCAAAACCAAAGGGCUAUUAAAUCACUAAACUAAAUCUACCAUUUAGAGCAUAUAUAUAUAUAUACAUACAUACAUGGCAUACAAUACAUAUUAUAUAUAUUCUAGCGUAAUUACAAAAAACACACACAAAAUCCUAUGCUACGUAGUAUGCUAUAGCCCCUCGCUCCAAUGUUUUACUGCAACUCCCCCAUUUUCCCCGAUUGCAAAGACAAAGUUACCAAUGAGGCUCGGUUUGACUUUUUAUCACUCAGAGCAUCAGAGCCUAGUUUGAAUAAUCGAUCCCUGUUCGUUUAACAAUAUCGGGGUAAGGGGUAGUAAGCUAAUGUGUGUCAUUGUAUGAGACCCAUUACAGUAGAUGGAGAGUAAGGUACGGAUCCUUAGGAUAAACUCGUUGUAAAUAAUAGGUAACGCUUACUUUUUAGACGUGUUUCCGUUCGAUGUCCAAAUGUGUCACUAUCCUCUCUCUCUCUGAUGAUAUGCGCCCUAUCAGUUGGUUCCACGAGCUCGUUUUUGUUUUUAUAGUGUUCGUGUUCAUGGUAGAAGUAAUUGCUGUAUGUCGGUUGUACCCCUUUUUUGUAGCUUGUACUAGUACUAGAGAGCCUCCUCACAUGAGGGACAGCGGGUAAAAAUCACUCCAAAACAACCACAACAGGAGCAGACGAAGCAGUUUUGAACACAAUGGUAGAUUUCCAGCAGGUACAAGGUAUUGAUAAGAAACCGAACAAAUGGCGAAGAAAAGUUAUAAAAUUUCUCUUAAACAUUCCUUUAGCACUUGUUCCGUUUGAAUGGGGAGGACGGAAGUUGGAAUUUAUUCCCACGCGUAACGCCAGUUAAUUUGUGGAAAUUCGCAAAGCGAUUCUGUACGCUUGAUUACCACUUGCUGACACACCGUGAUAUCGGCACUGAGUGUUGUAAUGUAACUAGAACUGGAUACAAAUAUUGAAUGGUUUUGAGUUUUUUUUUCUUUUUUUUUUAGUAGCUAAUGAACAGGCCAAGAAGUGAAGUACCGGAGUUUAAUAAUCACAAGGGUAGAGACGAGUUUCUUCUAAUAAUAUUUUUUGUUGCACCAAGAAAACGAAAGAAACGAAGUAAGAAACGGAGCAAAUGGGAAUAAUGGGCUUUGAAUGGCGUAACAUGAUGAUAAUACCACGUUUUCGGCAAUUGCUAUAAAACAAAAAAAAAACCUAAAACAACAAUGGAACUGUAUAAUGCUGUGUGCCUUUUUUUUUAGCAAUUGCAGAUAACGGGUCAAUAAGCGUGAGGGUGUGUGUACAUUCUUGAAAAAAAAGGAAGAAUGCAAAAAAGCAUGCAAAGUAAAGAAAAGCCCAAAAAAGGGAAGUGUGAGCGCAGGUGAAAACUGACAUCAAAUGACGUAAUUGUGUGGAGAAAACUCCCCCAAAAAAUAAACCUAAAGUAGGAUGUUUCGAAGCGUUGUUUGAUUGUAAGGAUUAAUUAUUAAUAUUUCAUAUAUUUGUAAUAUAUAAUUUCGGGUGAUAUAUGAAGUGUUGUAAUUAACUGAGGGAUAGUCUACGGCCAGGCAAACCAGGCAAAUCAGCACGGAAUCGUAACAAAGGAGUGCAAACAAUAAUGAUAAUAAACGCAAAAAUGCAUGGUAUGGAAGACCGAUCGUAAUGGAUCCUAAACCCCGAUCACUACCACAAUUCAGGUUGAAAAAGAUAUGAAGGAAAUAUGUUUCAUUGGAGACAACAGAAGGGCCGCCAUAGUGAUAUAGUCUGCUAGUCAUUUGGCAAUUGAAAUCGAUAACCCAGCACCGGGAGAACAUAACAGGAGAUGCUUCGAUAAAUACAAGAUAUAGAUAGAUACCAAAUCUGGCGCGCAUAUGAUCGAAUAACAACUACAACGCUCUGUCCAUAAUGAGCGACAAUGCUAUAAAGAGUCCCUCUUUAUGUCCAUCUCUACAGGGGCUGUAACAAUCUGCUGACUGCUGUUAUGAAGAUACCUAUUUCUAGUUGUUUUACAAGUAGAGGAGGUUUAGCUUCACGAACAGUUAUUGAUCAUAUCCUCCAUGUUACAACAUCUUUGUUCCACUAUCAACGCGAAUAUCCGAAUCUACGAUCCACAAGCGUAACACGCCAAUAGCCUCAGGCUAUUCUUCGCUCAACUUUGACUAGACCGUGUCAAGUCUGUAAACCUUGGCUGGACGAAGCAGUUUUGCAUAUUUGAUUUAAUUAAAUCAUUUGUAAAGGGAUAUAAUCGCUCGUUUUACGUUCUAUUCGCUUACAUCCCAGCUAAGACUUUACAUUGGUGUAGCAUGUGGAAUGCUCACAAACAUAAGAAUAGCUCGAUUGGUGUAUAAUGGAAGGUCUUCUAGGUAGGUUUAUUUGGCUACUAAAGACUACUUUCAGUCUUCCGAUUUUUGACGCUUUUGGAUAACGCCCUAUGUUCCGCACCGUUUGAACUUCGGGUCUUUUAUAAGGACACAAAACCAAAAACAAAAAAGCAGUGGAGAUAGUAUUCCUGUUGAGGGCAAACAUCGCGAAGAAGAGAAUCUUUUUCUUUUAGAUUGUUCUGUUUUUCUCCUCUACGGUGGCGAAUGGUGGUUUUUGGUGGUAAUUCGUUCGUUAUGCUUUCUGUAUUUUGCAUGGAAAUGAAGUGAUUAUUAGAGAGAGAGUGAAUUUCUAAGCGAUCUUCCUUGUUUCCCCAUUUUUGUUGGUGGCAAAGGUUUAGCAAGAGAGUUGUUAUGGGUCAUUUUCCAAACAAAUGACUCCUUGUUUUUUUAUCAGCAUAUUUUCAUUCGAAAGCUUUUCGUGGGGUGGAAAAUCGGUACUCAACGUCUUUCGAUACCUUAUCCGAUUGUAAUGUAUUGUUUUAUGGAUUGAAAUCGUGUUUCUUCUCGGAGGAGUGAUUUCAAAUAUGCGAUAUUGAACAACAAUAAGAUUUUAUCUUUUCUUUUUUUUUUUUUGUUUUCACGAGAGCAUAAUGGCUUAAAGGCUGGGCAUUUUAUACUUAGAGAUAAACACGAUUUUCACGAUUUUCCGUGUUUUUUGCGCUAUCCCAAACUUCGAGAUUCCCCUCCAGUACAGUUACCAAGGGUGAAUGCGUUUCGUGUAGAACCAUAACUGCACAACUAACAAACAAUUCUUAUCAAAAUAUAAAAUACCCUCUCGUCUCCGGGUGAUAAGCCCAAUAGGUUUCAUUUCGUUUUACGCGAUACAGUUCCUUAAAAAAACACAGAAAAACGAACGUCAGAAGGGUGGUCCACAACAGUGGACAGUUGUGUAGGUGUCGCAUCAAGGGUUUUUUUGUUGUUGUUGGGGAAAAUAAAUUAUUUAUCGAUUUUAUUUUUUGUUUCACGCACCAUUCUGUUUAUUUUUUUUUCUUUCUGGGUCUCCCAAAAACAGCUUCAAGCGUUCAUUAUGCUAUCUCGAAGUCAUUAUCGAAGCCUGAACUUUUUAUUUCGAUUUUUCCCCAAUAAUAUCUACCGCUAAACCACUAUCUGUAAAGGGAAAAAUACAAGGAAGGAGAACACAGAGAGUGCGAGUGAGUAAAAAGCUACAAAACCCUGUCCAAUAUCGGUCGAAGUCACGACUGAUACACCAUUUCAGUCAUCGUCAACAUCACCAUUAUCAUUGUGUUGUAGCGGGUUUUUGGGUUUUUUUGUGUUGGGUAAAGGAAGUCGCCGAGUACACAUAAAGCUCGCCGUAGUUUCGGAGCUAUACAGGCCGGCCAGGCCAGGUCUGUUGUGUGGCCCCGGAUUAAUAUACCGAACUUCGGCGGACGGCAUUCUGUAAACUGGCCAAUCCAUUUACGGUGGUGGUGGGGUAGGGAUCAUAUAAAUUUGAUUAAAUUUAUGUAUGUGCAGUUAAUGACCACUGCUUUUGGACUAUGUUCGCACCAUUGCCACCCGGACGGGAAUGGUGGGUUAUGUAUUGUUUUACGUCUCUUCGAAGUGUAUUGUUUUUUCGGGAGACAGCAUAUGGUUUCUUAACUGGUAGAAGUGUGUGGCGGAUUUGGUUUUGUCUUAUCGUUUUGAUGUAUCCACUUCAAUUUUUAUUGACCAGAGGAAGACAUUUUUGACGCCGCCAUGUUUGAAUUCUUCGUUCGCAUCCGUCAUACUAAACAAUGUUUAUUUGUAUCACAUUUCUAUGGUGGUUUGUGUGCAUCAUAAAACAUUUAUGUGCAUUAUAGUUUUAUCACAAAUGAUUAAUUUUACGGAGAUCUGUUUCAUCUUUC